Molecule: messenger RNA, 466 nt
Organism: Moneuplotes crassus
Lineage: Eukaryota; Ciliophora; Spirotrichea; Euplotida; Euplotidae
Source: the annotation of a GenBank genome assembly
AUUUGGUCGAGAGGAUUGGUAGUUUUUGAAAUUUUAAUGGAAGAAACAAGAAAGAUUAAGCUUCGCCUAUUAUCCAUCCUGGUGUCUUGAACCAACGGCCAAUGAGCUAGGUUCCUAUGUCAACCUUGGACUGCUGUCCUAGGUUGGUUAAGCCCAUCCAAGCCUGAAGGGACACUGUUUUCCCAUAGAGCCAACAAUUGUUGACUUCUACAGAAAAUCAGGGUGGCAAUAAGUAAGAUGUAUCCUUGAUUCUGUGAAGUCUAAGAUAGCUUAAAAGCUAGCCUUAGCUGAUCUCUGUGCCAUGCCUGGUACAUGAUCUCUACAUUCGACAUUCCAAUCAAGAUUAUCUCUAGAGGAGACAAUAGGUAUGUAAUAGUCUUCCACCUUGCUAAUCUUGAAAGCGAAACUGAUGGUGAAGGUGUUCAUGUUUGUUGUGAUUAGGAAAAAUAACCUAUUUAUAAUUUUC